Symphalangus syndactylus (siamang) is the source of this 1773-nucleotide messenger RNA. It is a transcript of the gene ANKRD61, whose product is annotated as ankyrin repeat domain 61. Gene Ontology annotation, biological process: positive regulation of transcription by RNA polymerase II. Gene Ontology annotation, molecular function: transcription cis-regulatory region binding; protein binding. The record is from RefSeq and is a predicted model, not a curated record. Gene Ontology annotation, cellular component: nucleus. Lineage: Eukaryota; Metazoa; Chordata; Mammalia; Primates; Hylobatidae.
UCAUAUUUUAAUGUAUAAAUUCCUCUGUUUUAGCUUUGAUCAUUGCUUCAGCUACACUUGAACUGGAGAGAAAUCAGAAAUAAAGGUGUAAGAUGAUAGAUUGGAUAUGUUUUUAUGAUGGAGUAGAAAACCCUAAAAACUGCUGACAUUUGACAUUCUAUGAUCAAGGAACAAAGUCUGGAUGCUUGCUUCCAAACUUUGAUGGAAUGCCUUCACAGAUCCAAUUCUCAACAAAUUCUAGAACAGUUCUAGAACUGAACUGAAAGAAUCAUCAUAAGGAGACUGAAACUGACCAAUUCCAUAACAACAUUUUCCCCUGAAGUCUUAAGUUUUUCUCAUGGGGAAUAUACCCAGGAAAGGAAGCAGAGACCAGGUGGUUGACAGUGCCAAGUCCCUGGAAGAUGGCCCAUCUGCAGCACUUCACUGGAAACUCUAUGAAGCCAUCAUGAGAGAAGACUGCACUACAAUCGAGGUACUCCUGAGAUAUCACCCUGUCAACCAGCCCAUCACCAUUCUGCCCAACUCCACCAGCAACAGAUUACUUCUGAGCCAGCCGACAGAGUCUAUCAUCCCCAUCCAUCUGGCUGCCAAGUACCACAAGGCCCAGAGUCUGCUCUGCCUGUUACGGCAUGGGGCUGACCCAGAAGUCAGUACCCAUUCUAGGGACACAACAGGCCUCACCACACUCAACUUAAUGCUACUGCACUGGCCGGUCACUUCCACCACGUGGGCAAAACCAGGCAACAGAAUGCACAGGAUCCUAACAGACAUUCAGAAUAGCGCCAUCGCAUGUCUCCGCAUCUUGUGUGCGCAUGGAGCUCAAGUUAAUGCUCAAGGGGAAAUCAGCAACAAAAGUUCACCACUCCACCUGGCCAUAGCAUAUGGUUGCUAUCCAGUUCUCUCCAUUUUGGCCCAAAAUGGUGCCGAUGUCAAUGCUAUUAAUGAAGCCAGCAUGACACCCCUUCACAUGGCCGCAAACAUGCUGAAUAAGGAGAUGAUGGAAGUGCUCAUUGCCUAUGGAGCAAACGUCAACUGUGCUGUCCCUUCCACGGGGAACACGCCCCUGAAGCUUGCAGUGUGCACUGCAUCAAGCAAAGCAGGCCGACUCCUCGGGGCAGGGGUCAGCUGCAUCCAUCUGCUGCUCACUCAUGGAGCCAAAGUCAACGCCCAGGACUACAAAGGCCAAACAGCCAUCCACGAGGCAUGCUUUGGAGGCAGAGAGGCAAUCAUCAAUCUCCUGCUUGAAUUUGAAGCAAAUGUUAACAUUUUAACAAGAAACGGGGAAUCUCCAAUUUACAUGUACCUUCAGCGCAGUUUCAAUUUAAGAGAUACGGCACUUCUGGCCAGGCUACUUUAUCACACUUAUCCUCUGAGAAUGACCAAUAACCAAGGAAUUCUACCUGCAGGAAUCAUGCUACCAGAAUUCCGCCUCUUAAGGGACACCCUAAUAAAGCAAUCGCGAAAACCUUUAUCCCUACAGGAUAUCUGCAAAAGAAACAUCAGGAAUAUUUAUGGUGAGAAAUACAAAUGGCACUUGAAGCAAUUCCUCCCAGUGACGAUAUGGAAUUCUGUCUACUGCUGUUAUGACUUGGUAUAUACCUCUUGAAAUAAGACCUCCCAGUUUCACAGCAGCAAGGACUUUCAGCCACUCAAACUGCAUUUUCUGGCUAGACAUGUCCCAGAAAAUGCUUCACCUAUCACCUAUGACAUCCCAAAUGUACAAACUACUGGUUCUUGAACAUGUUCCAAAAAAUAAAGUGAUUUGCCUAUUAA